This is a messenger RNA of Photinus pyralis (common eastern firefly), 3121 nucleotides long. RefSeq lists its product as uncharacterized. The record is from RefSeq and is a predicted model, not a curated record. The transcript is spliced from 3 exons. The coding region runs from base 2539 to 3024 and encodes 161 amino acids. Gene Ontology annotation, biological process: sensory perception of smell. Gene Ontology annotation, molecular function: odorant binding. NCBI's taxonomy places the organism in Eukaryota, Metazoa, Arthropoda, Insecta, Coleoptera, Lampyridae.
GUGUAACAAAAAAGCGACUGAAUUGCGAACGAAUUUAAAGUAAGAGCGACAAUGAGCUACGGGCAUUAUAAAACUGCAAGAGUGUAAAAAGCGACAAUACCAUGAAACAUCCACUCUGUUUUCGUAGAUCUUUUUUUAAAAAUGGCUUUAAGCUUUCAGACUAAACGCCGAGAUCUCGAUCGAUUUAUAAAUAGAGCCCGAACAGCUAAGAGUUAGUGAAACAAGUUUUCGCCAACAUAUUCGUACUAUCGUGCUAUUCCUGCAUCGUUUAGUCUGAAAUUUGACACAAACCUAGGCAGAUUAAAAGUCUGACAGGGUGAAUCGGACCUCCACUCUGCCUAGGUUUGUGCGAAUUUACAUGAAAACCGGCGCCGAAAGAGUCGAAAUUGAUUUCGGCAGAAACUUAGACAGACUAGAAGUGUGACUUACCCCAUCAGACCAUUACUCUGCUUAGGUUUGUGCCGAACUCGCUUUCGGCUCGCUCGGCACUAUUAUUUUAGUGUGGAAGUUUAAUAACAGGUCCAUUUUAAUAGCAACCGAGCCGAAGAGCUGCAAAGUUGAUAGUUUUAAAACCAGUGUCAAGCGAGCGGAUUCGACAAAAACCUAGGCAGAGUAAAAGUCUGAUUUAGUAGACCUCUACUCUGUCUAUGUGUGUGCGAAUUUACAUGAAAACCAGUGCCUGGCGAGUUGAAGGCGAGUUCGGCGCAAACCUAGGCAGAGUGUAGGUCUGACUUACACCAUCAGACCUUUUCUCUGCCUAAGGGAAAACCCUUAAAGACCUGUCAGAAUGUCGAAUUGCAACUAAGGGCACUCCUGGAGGUGCUGUCUGAUGUCCUUAGAAGUCAAUACAGUCUCUUAAAGGUUCUGAGAGGCGUGGACAGAAGAAGAGGUUUUAUAUUUUAAACCUAAAGGCUUAAACCUUAGAUGAUUUAUUUUUAACAUGUAAAAAAAAGAAAGAAGAAAGAACAAAGAAGAAACCUAUAACUUUCAAUGUACAAGGAAACUAAGGAAGGUUUUUAUUGUUCUAACGGGACUAGAGACCGGAUUUACCAAACCUACUUGCGGGAUGGAGGCGAAAGGGAUGAUAACCAACAGCAAGCGAUUAAGAAGAUGAGAAGAGAAUACGAAGAGAGUAAGAAAAGAGUAAAAAGAAGAGAGUAAGAAGAGUGUAAGGAGUGCGUAAUAAGAGAGUAAGGUGAGAGUAAGAAGGGAGUUAGAAGAGAGUAAGAAGAGGGUAAAAAGAUGGUAAGAAGAAUGUACACAUUCAUCUAGGUCGUAAUUUGGGCUCGAUUAAUCACAAAACCAAUCAUUUACAGAUGACACAAAUUUAUUUGACAUAAGACAAUCAAGCUGAAAGAAAAACUGGCACUCAGGGCCAACAAACAUGUACACGCAAACAAGCGAUCGAUAGACUUAACUAUUUUAAAGUGCCAGUAAUCCAAAAUCUCGGAUAAUUUGCGAUUUUCAAACAAACAGACGCGGAAGCAGCUACAAAACGAUGAUCCUACGUAACUGAUUCGAAAUUGACCCUUGAAUGGUACACAAAAACACCCCCUAACCGAUAGCUUGAAGAUCUUCUCUUAACAAGUAGCUCAGGAAUUAGAAACCAACAUUGAAAAUAAUCAUGUUAUUUGUGAAAGAAAUCUCAUAGGUAGUUUAUUAAAGAAUUUGAUCUAGUUUCGUUCAUAUGCACACUUUUUACUUUUCCAAAUUUUUCAAAAAUCGAAGGGGGUACCGUAACGGAAGGAAUGUAAAUUUCGUUAAAUUCAUUUUUGCUUCAAAUCUUUCUCUUUUCUAUUCUUUAUUUAUUUUCUCUUUUAAAUAGUGAAAUUUUAAACAAAUAAAAUCGUUGUACAAAAAAGGAAAAAAAACUGCACUCCUAUUAAGUAAUCGAAUAAAUUUUGCUGCACUCCUGGUGGUAGCCGAUCUAUUGACAGCUUUUUUGAAUUUCCCUGUUUUUGGUUUCCAAUUUCGCAGACCAUUAAAUUUAAUAUCCCCAAAGAAUUAAUAGCAUUUCUGGAUACAUUAACUACCAGGAGAUUAAAUGUGCGCAAAUGGAACUAAUAAUUGCACUCGUAGAUGUUAUUCGGUUUAGGUUCAAGGUUGAUACAGUACGAAUAAGAUCUAAAAACUGCUAGAAAAAAUUCGAUAGAUUUAUCGUAAUAAAAAGUGCUAUCAGAUUCCCUUUAAUUGGUUGGCAUUAGGAGAAUAGGAGCCAAGAAGUGAGUAGGUGGCUCCUGCUACCAUUGGUCAACCUAACUUCUCUACCUAGUUUGGUUGAAGUGUUCUUGGAUUCGACAUAGAUACCACUCAGGUUUAGUGUAAUUUAAAGGUAAUGCGCCUGAUACAACAAAUUUAGAUGUGAUCAAACUUUUUGUUGAGAGUUUGAUGCCAGAGGAAGAAUAGGGCGCAUGUAGAAGGUAGAUAUCUCACGGAAAGUGAGCAUGCACCUAAUAAAAGGAGAAAUAUUACAAGUUUCGUUUCAGUUGAGGAGUUGAGAUAAGAGAAAUAAUAUGGUUCCACUGGGAUCCUGCUACAAUGAACCUCAUUUAUCUCUUCUUAUACGAAAAUUGUGAUCAGAUUGGCCCAGGCUAUCCUUUGUUCACCACAAUGAUAAAAACGCUCCUGCUGUUGUUCUCAGUGGGCCUUCCGGUCGGUUAUGGAUUUGUCUCAAACGUGUCUACAAAAGAAGUAUUUCUCAAAUUCGAAACCAUGGCCUACCAGCAUCCCGAAUGUUUCCAGGAAACGCAAGUCAAUGAAGAGGAGGUCGUCCAGUACUUCGAAGAGUUCAAGUUCUCAAACUCGUCUAACUUCAAGUGUUUCCUUAACUGUCUGUACACGAAGUUGAACUUUGUAAAGCCUAAUGGUGAUCUGGACGGAGACGAGAUCUUUAGAACCACGGACAGGACGACCCGGAAAGUAAUUGACGGUUGUAUUGCACUGGUCCAGUCCGAACCGGAUCGAUGUCAACGACUGUACGACAUGGCCUCUUGUGUCAUUCAUUCCCAGGAUUAUGGCGUAUAAAUCUAUGUCUAAAACUUUAACUGUUUAACUGUAUACAAUUUGAUCUAUGUAAAACACUUCCUGUAGCGGGCUACUGAAAUAGAUUAGUGCAAUUGAA